This is a messenger RNA of Apis florea (little honeybee), 1636 nucleotides long. RefSeq lists its product as uncharacterized. The record is from RefSeq and is a predicted model, not a curated record. NCBI's taxonomy places the organism in Eukaryota, Metazoa, Arthropoda, Insecta, Hymenoptera, Apidae.
CUCUCGUCGAUGAUACUUUGGAAAUACUUGGAAAAACAAAACAUAGGUGGUGACUCUCUCGUUCAGAGUUGUCCUUCGUCCUGCUUUUUGUUCGACCGGCAUUUCAACACAUGGAACGGAUACACAGCAGUCUCGAGAAAAGACCUUCACGGUUUCUUUCACCGUAUCGAGUCGCUUCAUAACUCGGUGAAAAUCGUGGUGAAACACACUCUUGAUCAUUGGAUGAAAAUCGCUGGCAUUAUCGUGCAUCUUCUUUUCACAUUGUCGUCGCGUUUUUGUGUUCAGACGGAAGUGAAUAAACGGUCUCGUAAUAUCUACGAGUUUCAGUUUCUCAAUUUGCAUAGAGAACAAAAAAGAGAAGAUUUCGCAAGGAGCCGAAUAUUGUACUUCCCGGAAGAAGGAACACUCGAAGCUCAAGCACGAUAUUCAACGAGGAUUGUUUCGCUUUGUUACCUCCCUUUAUGUAAGAAAACAGGAGGAACUGAGGACAGCUUGUUACUAGAUGAAAGAUUAUCGCGAUCCUCGGUGGGAAUGGUCACAAGAGGAAACGAGACACCUGUGAAUAAAAACAAUGGCCGCCGUGUUUCGAAAGUCUCUCGCGUUUGUUUACCCCCUUUUCCACCCUCGAUCUCGAGUCUAAUAACAAUUACUCGUUAUGCUCGUUAAUUAAUCGUGCUAUCAAUUGAUUCACACCUUAUCGCGGUUUUAUAUUGUACUCGCAUACGAAGUGUUGAAAUUAUGAAUUAUGACUCUUUGUUAAAAUGACGAUAAAAUGACAAAGUUCGAGAUUGUUGCAAAUUUUUUAUUUGCGAAUUACGCCUCGUGAAAAUAUUUAGAGAAGAUAUGUAACAUUUCAUUGUAUACAAUUUUACAUGUAUAAAAUUUGUGAGAUGACAGUUUGAGAUCUAUUGAAAAUAUUGUUUUAAAUAUACUUUUAUAUCCUUUAUCAAAAUUAUCGAUGUUGUAUGUACGAUUAUGCAAAUGUAUGUAUGGGAUAAUUGAAAAGCGUCGAGAAAAUUAUUAAAACGAUGAUUACUUAUCGGCUACUUCAUUAUAGAAGAUCGUGCCCGUGUUGAUAGAUUAAUGGAAGGAUGCCUGGUUUAUCUCAUCCCGUCGGGCUGAGAACAGGCGAAGGAUUUAAGAUUGUCGCAUUAGGAAGACGAUUUUAAUUAAUUGGACGAGCGAGUACGUCGUAUUCCCUUUGCGCCUCUUAUAUUAUUCUUGAGAUGACGAUCAAUUUUGUUUCGAAUUUUUAACACACCGUUAUUAUAAUCUCUUCGACAAUUGUUUCAUUACUUUUCAUUUAUAAGCCUCGAUUCGGACUAUGUGAAACGAUCAAUAAAAAUAGGAUAAAUUUGAGAGCCUCUGGUUUAGCCCGAGGUACAGAAACUGUUGUGAGCCUGUGGCUCGCUAUGUGACCCGGAGAGCAAGGACCUCUGGUCCUUGACGAGUUCGAGUCCGCCACUUCUUCUCUUUUUCUUAUUUUCUCCUCUUAUCUUUUAUUUUUCUCCCUUUUGCCGGACUCUCCCGUGUGUCUUAUCCCACCGGUCCUUUAGGUCCUUUUUAAUUGUUUUAUCGUCGCUCCAUCUCUCUCCUCGUUAAAACACACUCGCUCUCAUUAGGUCGCUUCAUCGAG